CGCGAAGAUGAAACUGUCCAGACGAGAACCGCUACCCACUCGACGAGGCCUCCCGGAGUCCUUGAGGCUUGCUGGUGGAGAUCUUCAGCAAGUGGAGUCUCGGACUGUCGUAGCCCUAGCUUGGCUUGUAGCGCCCCACCUAGAAAUCUCGCUGAAGCACACCGGUUACCAAUCGGAUCAUUGUAAUUACUCGGUCACUCGCUUCUUAUAUCAUGUUCCGCCUCUCGAGUAUCACCAGCCACCGGUCAACCCGGAUCUCCACCGCGUAACCGUCAACCGUCUGGUUCGAGUCUGCACGUUGGAUGCAAUCGUAUUUUAUUUUGUGUCAGUAGGCCCCUAUAUUAUCAUACUACCGAGUCGCGCUCGAAUUGAGGAGCUCUCCAGCAUCCGCCUCUUCACAUUACCACACCAAUGGCCGCCCAGCAUACAAGGUGACCAGUUAAGAGGCAUCCCAUCUUACCGAUGACCCAGUGCAACCAGCUAAGCUUGGUGGGUUGUUCUUCCAGCAUUAAGCUCAUUUCGAUUCCUUUAAUUCCGGGGCAGUCGCGUGCAGCUGGGUAAGAAUUGGUUGGUCGAUUUUUCAUCAAAUGGGUGAGAGAAUGACCAGCUCCUUCCCCCGAGGACCACGUUACGACACAGUACUAGAUGAACAUGCUUGAUACGAGCCUGGUGACGGUGGACGAAGAGAUCACGUUGGCAAG
This is a messenger RNA of Cantharellus anzutake, 701 nucleotides long. RefSeq lists its product as uncharacterized. The transcript is spliced from 3 exons. The record is from RefSeq and is a predicted model, not a curated record. NCBI's taxonomy places the organism in Eukaryota, Fungi, Basidiomycota, Agaricomycetes, Cantharellales, Hydnaceae. Bases 8 to 466 code for a protein of 152 amino acids.